AUGACCAAUGAGCAAUUCACGGAUGCACGUGCGUCGUGCCUCAUGUCCAACUUUGGCGGGAAAGUUCACAGUUCGCGGUACUUAAGCAAACUGGAAUCCCGUUUAACCGGUAUGGUCCCGGCUUUCUGAUAUAUAUUAAGAACCAAAACAUAGUAUAACUGUUAUCUCGGCUGUGAUUUAAAUACUAGAAGUAAUACAACUUGUUCAGGGUCAAAGAUGGAUUUUCGCGUCAAGAUUUUGAACGAUUAUGAAGCUGUGAAUUCAGCGAAACGCCUUUUAUACGAUGUCUACAUUCACGAGAUGGGCUGGGUCUUUCGUGAGGAUAGCCCAACUGGUUUUCACAUCGACAAAGACAAACGAAACCAACCGAUUCUCUGUGACGCGUUCGAUAAGGCAUCUAUUUGGGUCGGUGCUUACAAAGAAGACAAACUAAUUGGGGUAACAAGAGCCGUUCAACGAAACAACACCCGUGGAAAGCUCGAUCUUGAAUUGUACCCCUCGAGCAGUUUACCUUCCAUGAAGAGGCUUUUCCAAGGAAAAGAAGGGUGUCAAAUAAUAGAAGUCCAGCGUGGGGCAGUAGCCAAGGAUUACAGAAACACAGAACCUAGCGUCAUCCAACUUCUCCUCUUAUUUGCGUUUAGCUUCGCGCAAGAGAAACAAUUCAGCAUUGUUUGCCCUACUGUUUUUCCUGCUCUAGAGACUUUAUUUAGCCGGGCAGGAAUGCACUUGGUAGAGAAAAAUUUCACGUACGGUGAAGGCGAAGAGGAGUGGCCAACCUUCAUCUUUUUUUGUUCUUCAGAUGAGUUGGUACAAGUUUUGAAGCGACUAAAAAGGGUAACAAACAAGAGAAAUGGAAGCUUCCUUCAAGAGAGAGGUCAGCAAGCCAAGCGAAGCAAAUUUAAUGUAGUAUAA
Messenger RNA from Porites lobata, 912 nucleotides. Lineage: Eukaryota; Metazoa; Cnidaria; Anthozoa; Scleractinia; Poritidae. The record is from the annotation of a GenBank genome assembly.